Acanthaster planci (crown-of-thorns starfish) is the source of this 3583-nucleotide messenger RNA. RefSeq names its product transmembrane protein 189 (gene tmem189). The record is from RefSeq and is a predicted model, not a curated record. Gene Ontology annotation, molecular function: oxidoreductase activity. Lineage: Eukaryota; Metazoa; Echinodermata; Asteroidea; Valvatida; Acanthasteridae.
GUCCAUGUAAUGCACAAACGCCGGUCGCGCCAGGCUAGGCUAUUGAGUGUACAUGUACGCGGAACAGGUCCAUGCACUUUAGUCAGUGGGUUGGGCAAGUUAAACUUGUCAGGCGAAACUACCCUUAAAAUGUCUUCAGACGAAAAGCAUUCUGUCAAGGCUCUGAAGGGAGGGCGUAACCAUGCAGGAGCAAAGGAGCUUGCCAGUUACUAUUCGAGUGGGAAGCGAGUGCAAGAGUACAUCUGUGUGACAGUCGCUGUGUGCCUCACCGUGUUCAAUGCUUACCACAUUCUUCGAAACUUUGAUAUUCAGAACUGGAAAUGGCACCUUGCCAGUUCAAUCCUGGCCAUUCUUGUCUCAGAUUUUGCGUCUGGAUUGGUUCACUGGCUCUCUGACUCCUACGGAUCUGUGGACAUGCCCGUGUUUGGAAAGGCUUUCAUCAGGCCUUUUCGAGAGCACCACAUUGACCCCACGGCAGUCUGUCGCCACGACUUCAUCGAGGUCAACGGGGACAACUUCAUGUUGGUUAUCCCCUUCUUCUCCUACUCGGCCUACAAGUUUGUCACCCUCGGCCCGGCCGAGGUCCAGGCUACCGUGGUGUUUGAGUCCUUCAUGCUGACCUUGGGCUUCUUCGUCAUGGUGACCAACCAGAUCCACAAGUGGUCCCACACCUAUUUUGGCCUGCCCCGGGCCGUCACCCUGCUGCAGGACCUGCACCUGAUCCUGCCCCGCAAGCACCACCGCGUCCACCACGUGGCACCCCACGAGACGUACUUCUGCAUCACCACAGGCUGGCUGGACUACCCCCUGGAGAAGCUGGGCUUCUGGCCAGCCAUGGAAGGCAUCAUCGAGAGGCUGACCGGCAUCAAGCCCCGGACUGACGACAUGCACUGGUGCAAGAAAGAGGACAUAAGAUAACUCAGCCCAAGUUUCUCUUACUAGCCUUUUGUGAAGUAUGUUGGAUACGGUCCAUGGGGAUUGAUUACAGGGUCUUUAUGAAUUUAUUGAGUGUGAAAUUCUGGUGCUUUUAAUUGGGACUCAACAGAUUCGGACAAAAACACGUUUUACCUUUCUGAGCGACAGUCAUGAUGGUUAGCCAAAUAAAAAAGUACAAAGAUGUUGGCUCACAUCAAUAAAAAAAAAGUCAUUGAAAAAAAAUGGAAAUGCAAUGUGAUGAUCUAUGGGUCAGUAAGUUCCACUGUCUGGAACAACUCUCCCCCUUGCAUCGCACAUACUUCCAAGAGGCUAAAUACCAACACCAAAGUCUAGUUGUAGAUGAUAAGUGCGCAUCAUACAAACACCAAACUUGAAGUACAUGUUUUAUUUCCCGAUGCAGGCUUGUAUUUUCGCAAAGGCCAUAAGUGUCUGUUAACCUGGAGCAAACUUCACCAAGCGUCUGAGCAGACGAAUUUGCCUCAAGUGUCAAAUCCUGCUGCUCAUGCCAUCAGCAAGAGCAAAACAGCUCUGCUACCUGUGUCCUGACCUAAUAUAUUUUAGCCAUGUUACCUUAAAGAUUUUCAGAGAAAGCUGAACUCUGAAUCAAUAUAAAAAAGAAAAAAAAAUGGUUUUCCUGCUCAUCUACCCUGCUUUGAGAUGCCAUGUUACAGGAAGCAGAACUAUUUUGGUGGGAGGGGGGGGUUAAACAAAAACAAGUGAGCAGCCAAAAUGUUCUAGCUUCCAAUCUGACUUUGGCUUAGCAAGAAAAUUUGCUGUGCCAGCGGAGCCAUAUUGUCUGCCAAGCAUCUCAGUGAAAAAAAACAAGGCAUGCAAACUGUUCUUUUCUUUUGCAGCUGAUUCCCUCAUUAUUUGACAGUCAUUUAUGCCGUUACAAAGUGUAAAAGAAACAAUUAAGUUAUGACUUGAUUUUUUUAUCUGUCUGCUCGGGUGCCUACUUGGAGUAUACCCCAGUCAUGAAUUUGUUGCCUCGUGAAAUGAAGGCGCCUCUGACAAGAACCAAAGGGCCUUCCCUGUUUGAGAACUAAACACCAGCAAGCGCACCGCUCGGUGAUUUUGCUCAAAAGUGGUUGAUUUUUUCACCGUGAUUUUCAAACAUUUUCACACCCAUUGCAAAAAUUUGCAGUGGUAGUUGCCAGGCUAAGUUUUAAAUCCAGUGUUGCAUCAAGGUGUCCCUUAUCUCUUUCGUUCGGUUUUCAGCUCUUCUGUCCUGAGCGAUUUGUAAUGUGUGAACAGAUAAUAUUGGGAAUGAAGAGUGCACCGAUGUAACCUAUGCAAUAGUCGACGCAUUUAUCAAAUAUGCCUGUAAUAUUGCUUGCUAUUAAAACUUAGGGCCAUAUCGUAAGACCAUUUCUAAAGUCUUGUUAAAUUUUGUAAAGCAUCUUCAAUUCUGUUUAUCAGGCUGUCUGUCAUUUGGGUCCGGGAUUCAGAUUUUGUUUUAAAUAAGGGAAGUGGCCAUAAUCAUGUAAAGUAUAGAAUUAUUAAAAAAAUUUGUAUUUAUUACAGAGGAUGUUGUGGUGUUGGAUUUGCUAUUAUAGGAUAGACAAUUUCGAUUGAGUGAACUAACCCAAGCUUUUAAAAAUUUAGUCUAACAGAAUAGCUUUUACUCAGCUUUAUUCAACCUUUCAAUUUUGAGAAUCAGCUUGUCCCAUGAAAAAUUGUAUGAUGCAGUCCUAAAAAUAAUUUAUGUACUGUGCACAAAUGAACUUAUGAGACAGUUCCAUUAGUGAAUUUGGGGGGUGUCUUGCAUGUGUGUCGUGUGUGUGGCAUUAACAUAACUUUUAGGUAGUUUGUAGUGUCAAACAGCAUUUGAGUAAUAACUGCAUUGUCCCUGAUUUUACCAGGCUCGGAUGUGAAUUUACUUGAUUUAGUGAUGUACCCUAUACACCGAUACUUGCAUUUGUGGUAUACCAGAUCACUUUGUCACAUUGCUGCGGACACUAGGAGAGAGAUACCAUGCCCAAAAAAGUGACAAGUUUUCCAUUGCUUAUCACUCCAUAAGCAGGAAAAAUGCAGGUUGUUGAGACGUGUAUCUUUGUUGAAAUUUCUUAUGCAGCACUGACCAGCUUGCACCCUUGUAAACAAAAGGAAGAGAAUUUUGUUUGUUCAUAAGAGUUGUAUAAGAGACAAUUCCGUAGACAUUCGACACUGUGUAUGCCAUGUAUUUAAUCCAGACAUUACCUGUGCAAAGUCUCUUUGUAGCACCAAGUUGCAAAGUGUGGAAUAUCCAAAAGGAACUAAUGGAGAUGGCGCUGUUUCGAGAUCAUCAUGUACCAUUUGCCAUUAAAAAAUGGCACGGCUACUAAAGAUAUUUAUUUUUGUGUGUAUUUUUGAAUUUGGUUUCACACGUACCCAUUGUCCUGACUGAGGGUCCUUCUGUUGACCACUUUCUUUGUAGUCCAGUUCUGAUUGGACAGCUAAAUUAUAUUUAACAAGAGAGCAUCCCGUAGUGGUCCAUGUGCUUUUUCUUUUUUUUUUUAGAGGUCAGCCGAAAACAGCCAUUUUGAAUGGGAACAUGGGUAUGAGUGAACUUAUUUUGUACUUAUUUUUGCUCUUGUUCAGCAAUUAAUUUUAUCAACAAUACCAAAUUUACAGUGUAAGUGUGGCUAUUAAAAUGUAAAAAAGUGUC